ACUGCAGACAUAGUACAGGAGAAGACCAGUGACUGUGGACAAAGUACCGGAGAUGACCAUAGACUGCGGACACAGUACAGGAAUGACCAGAGAUUGCGGACAUAGUACAGGAGUUGACCAGAGAGUGCUGGGACAUAGUACAGGAAAUGCCCAGAGACUUGCAAACAUAGUACAGGAGAUGAACCAGAGACUGCGGACAUAGUACAGGAGAUGAUCAGAGACUACAGACAUGAUACAGGAGAUGACAGAGACUGUGGACAUAGUACAGGAGAUGACCAGAGACUGCGGACAUAGUACAGGAGAUGACCAGAGACUGCGGACAUAGUACAGGAGAUGACCAGAGAGUGCGGACA
Molecule: messenger RNA, 353 nt
Organism: Staurois parvus
Lineage: Eukaryota; Metazoa; Chordata; Amphibia; Anura; Ranidae
Source: the annotation of a GenBank genome assembly